Molecule: messenger RNA, 435 nt
Organism: Exophiala dermatitidis NIH/UT8656
Lineage: Eukaryota; Fungi; Ascomycota; Eurotiomycetes; Chaetothyriales; Herpotrichiellaceae
Exons: 1
Coding region: 1-435 (144 amino acids)
Source: RefSeq, a predicted model, not a curated record
AUGUCUGCUGGAGGCCCAGGUGAUGCUCCUCCCAACCCAGGCACACCAAAACGCUCCGGUGGUGGCCCCCGACCUUCUGGACCCUUUGGUCGCCGCCUUAUUCUCGGUGGAUUAGCGCUGGGAUUAAUAUAUGCUGUUUGGCCAAAGCGAGCACCACAACCAGGCGGAACACCGAGCAAUCCUUUCAAGACACAGGGGGUGCAAAAUGUCGAGAACGCAUACGAGAAUGCGGGCGCCACUGCAACACACACUAAAGCAUAUGGAGGCACGGUCCAGGGAAAGAAAGAGUCGGGCUCCUAUAGAGAGACUGUAGGCACCGACAAGCCCAAAGGAUACAGUCAAGAGGGGAUCGGCUACGACCAGCGUCCUCAGCAGCCUACCAAGGUUGGCGAAGCAUGGAAUGAGUUCACAUACGGCUCCUCUAAGGGGAAAUGA